Messenger RNA from Uranotaenia lowii, 9856 nucleotides. RefSeq lists its product as uncharacterized. The record is from RefSeq and is a predicted model, not a curated record. NCBI's taxonomy places the organism in Eukaryota, Metazoa, Arthropoda, Insecta, Diptera, Culicidae. Gene Ontology annotation, molecular function: nucleic acid binding; aspartic-type endopeptidase activity; protein binding. Bases 73 to 9645 code for a protein of 3190 amino acids. The transcript is spliced from 20 exons. Gene Ontology annotation, biological process: proteolysis; DNA integration.
AUAAUAUACGUUUAACAGCUGAAAGUAAAAAAACACAGACUUUAAAUUCGAUAGUAUCUUGUAGUGUUGAAAAUGCCGAGCAUAACAGAAAAGCUGAGGAACGUUUUUUCGUGGCAACACGAUAGCUACGAAUUCGCAGCUAGUGCAGAUGUGGCGAAUAACAUCGGAACAACUGACGAUAACAACGGCUCUCAGCAAUUCAACGCAUCGCCCAGUAAAGCAAAACUGUUCAAAUCGAAGCCUAACAAAAAUACCAAGGUUUCCUCCAAAAUUGCAAAGGAUAAACAAAGAUUGAGCCAAGUUUUGGUUACCCGAAACCCUUCGAUUACUUCAGCACAAUUGAAUGCCGUUGCCCCAUUGGUCAAUAUUCGACGGAUUCCUUCGAACAAAUCUGCCGAAACGGAAUCACGUUUGAAGUCAUCCUCAAAUUCACAUGGUAGUCGAGCAAAUUCCCUCUCGAGCAAUGUAACCGUUCGCAAUAAAACGAACUACCCGAAAUCGAACACUCUUGCUGCCGAAACGAACUCGCUACGAAACACGAUUGUCCAAAAGAGGGCACCCGUCUCAACGAAUAAAAAGUUAGUCGGGGCACGACCCAUCAGCAGUGUUUCGAGUUCGCUUCAAGGGGGCAGCAGCGUCAAAAAACUAAACAGAAGCUCUGCUAUUCCGACGCAGCCAGUUUUUCGAAAAGCUCCUCCCAUACCAGUCGUACCACCCCCGGCUGACAAAGGAGCACGUUCAAAAAACUUACUUCAACGACAGCGAGAACAAACCCGGCAAGAGCCAGUGUAUGCGAGUAUAUCAGAACAGUCGACAUUAAAACGACAACCAGCAGUUCUGGUAACCAGCAGUUCUAAAAGCCGCGCCGACAUAGAUACAGAACUGGAAAUGAGAAGAUUUGUAGUUACCGGCGAUAAAUCAAUAAGCCGUAGGCGACGCAUUUUGAGAGAUUUGUUGAGGCAGGAGAAAGAAGAAGGCUUACCGGAAAUGAUUGUUCCGGGAAUACCCGAACAGGAAUUAAUUCUUUGUCGUAAUAGAGUGCUUCAGUUUCAUACGGUGCUAACUACUAGCAAAGUGGCGCCUAAAUAUAUGUAUGCGUUGUUACAUUUAGCGAAUCGGUUAGCGGUGUUAGGUCACGUUUCAGAUUUUGCGGGGAGUACAGAAGCUAUUGAUUUAUUAAAUAAUGUUUGUGAUAAACUUGAUAUUUACUUUAAAACGGAUUCAGCAGAUUCGAAUCCAGAUCAGGAUAUUAUUGAUAAUUUGUUUGACAAGGCAGAGGGAGGAGUAGUAGGAGAUUCGGUUGCCGAACAGGAGGCUAUUGAGUGCUUGAAACGUAUGGGAGUUAUCUCCGGGGAGCUUGAUAGACCAAAUGCGAACGUUUUCCGCGAUUCUUUAAUAGCGUUGGAGAAAGAACUUACCGUGCUGCGAAGUAGACUAUCUUCCUCUGAGCCUUCUGGCACUUCUAAUUUGAGCACGGGGAACAUCGAAACCUACACCGGAACAAUUCCGAAGACAUCAGACGGUGCUUGCAAUCUUAUGAUCGUUACCAGCCAAUACUCGAGGCCUGUAACUACCCCAAUGGUGACGACAUCCAUAUAUACUUCCAAUUACUUACCGAUCCAUACGAGAAAUCAAAAUACGACUCCAUAUCCUCAAAUUUUACCAUCCUAUUCCAGUUUCAGUCAGGCUAACCAUGUAACAUCUUUCCCCCCUACUGAGCUGGAAAAUUCUGUGUUUCAUUCUUCGCAGCAGAUAGCACCAUAUAUUAACCUUACGUCAAAUAGUGCCCAAAGUUCUGCAACUCAUUCGAACGCACUCACAUCUCACUUGCCACCUCCAAUUAAACCGCCCCAAUUACCCCAAUCAAUUGGACAUCCUUCCCAGACUGCAGGCGUAUCUAGACCGUAUUCAUCUGUUGCUGCGCCUCAACCCACGUUCGCGUUCCCCGCGUCAAGCGCAUUUCCACCAGCCUCAUUUGCGAAUCCUUUUGCCUCAAAUAGCACCUCACCUUACGCGUACCCGCCAGAAAGAAACAACACUGUUUCUCACAGAUCCCUCCCCGUCUCACUGUGGAAAAUUGAAAAAUAUAACGGCACAGAUCGUGGUGUCAAACUGAAUGAGUUUCUCGCGUUAGUGGAACAGUUGGCCCAGUCUGAAAGAAUGUCUGAACAUGAGCUGUUCGACUCCGCCUUUCAUCUGUUUGACGGCCCCGCGAAAAGUUGGUACAUGUCCAUGCGACACCCGCACCCAGGGAUACGACACCACUCGCUGUCCCUAUUGCCAAAAAAACGGCAGGCCGACGACCGAAAAUCGCCGAACGUCGGAAGAAUCCGCGUGAGAGUCCCCGGUUUUGAACUGAGCUCUCUCGACUAUGAGCCAGUUCUGUCUGAGUGGUAUUCGGGUCGCGCGAAUACCAAUACCCCCGAAGUCCUGCAAAUAACCUUCCCAACUAGCUUUGAUAAUCGACCCUACGCCUGGGUCUACGUCCAUGAUCUACGCGUCAAAGGAUUGCUAGACUCAGGUAGUAAUCGAACGCUUAUCAGUGAUAAGCUGUUCUCGCGUUUACGCGGGAUUCGACAAUGUGCCCUAUUACAAGAAGAGAGUGACAUUGAAUCGAUAGCUCCUGAAUGUAUGCUUACCCCUACAGAAGCCCAGGACCUAGAGAAAAUAAAACUCAUGUUUCAGAUCGCCAAACCGGGAUACUUACCCACGACUUCUGUUACCCAACACAUAAUCGAGAUUGCUGACGAAUGGAAAUCCAAACCGCCAGUCAGGCAAUACCCCUACACUAUGUCGCCCAAAACACGUGAAAAGGUGGUCGCCGAACUUGACCGAAUGCUGGAAGUGGGUAUCAUUGAGCGCUGUCAGUCUGAUUGGUCGCUCCCGGUGGUACCCGUGAUCAAGCCUUCGGGCAAAGUCCGCCUCUGCUUAGACGCACGUAAACUAAACGAACGCACGGUUCGCGAUGCGUAUCCACUCCCCCAUCCGGGACGGAUACUGGGACAGCUACCCAAAGCUCGCUACUUAAGCACUAUCGAUCUAUCCGAGGCGUUCCUUCAGAUCCCUCUGGAGGAACGUUCUCGAAAUUACACGGCGUUCAGUAUUCAAGGUUCUGGGAUGUACCGAUUCACCCGAUGCCCUUUUGGCUUAGCAAACAGUCCAAGUCGCCUGGCCCGGACGAUGGAUUUAGUUCUAGGUAAUGGAGAAUUAGAACCCUUUGUCUUUGUCUACCUCGACGAUAUAGUUGUAGUGAGUGAAACGUUUGGACACCACCUACAACUAUUAGCCGAGGUAGCCAAGAGAUUACGGGAUGCUAAUCUCUCCAUAAACCUUGACAAAUCCCACUUCGGAGUAAAUGAACUGCCAUUCCUAGGUUACCUUCUCUCAACCAACGGCCUACGCGCGAACCCUGAAAAGAUAAAACCAAUCGUCGAGUAUGAACGGCCAACAACUGUGACCAAAUUACGCCGGUUCCUAGGAAUGGCCAAUUAUUAUCGCCGAUUUAUACAGGACUUCAGCGGAGCUACUGCCCCUUUGACGGAUCUGCUUAAAACUAAGGCCAAGACUAUUUCCUGGACCGACCAGGCUGAAGAAGCUUUUUGCGCGAUAAAAGAAAAGUUAAUCAGUUCACCAAUCCUCGUAAGUCCGGAUUUUUCAAAAGAAUUUACAAUUCAAACCGACGCUAGUGAUGUAGCAGUCGCUGGCGUCCUUACGCAAGUCCUCGAAGAACAAGAAAGGGUCAUCGCGUAUUUUUCUCAUAAGCUUAGUACUCCCCAAAGGAACUACCACGCUUGUGAGAAAGAAACGCUGGCCGCAAUCCUGUCCAUCGAGGCCUUCCGUGGAUAUAUUGAGGGUUCCCACUUCACGAUAGUGACAGAUUCUUCCGCCCUCACACAUAUUCUCCGUACAAAGUGGAAGACAUCCUCCCGCUGUAGUAGGUGGAGCCUUUCCCUACAGCAAUAUAACAUGACAAUACGGCAUCGGAAAGGAAAGGAUAACGUGGUAGCCGAUGCCUUGUCACGUUGUGUUGCUGUGGUAACAGCUGCACCUACUUCAGAAUGGUAUGAUGAGCUUAUUAAAAAAGUUUCAGAUCAACCUGAUAAUUAUGUUGAUUUCCAAGUAAUGGAUGGCGCCCUUUAUAAAUUCGUAUCAACUCCCAUUCAGCCUUACGACCACAGGUUUGAAUGGAAGCUUGUAGUUCCCCCCGAGAAAAGAAAAGCAGUGCUCAAAGAAUGCCAUGACGAUUUGAUGCAUAUCGGUACGGACAAAACAAUGGCCAAAGUUAGGCUGAAGUAUUACUGGCCAAAAAUGGCCAAGGAUGUAAGGGAAUAUAUUCAAGCUUGCUCUUUGUGCAAGGAAACUAAACCAGCCUGCAUCCCAGUCGUACCCACAAUGGGUGAACAAAGGAUGGUGACACAUCCUUGGCAAAUAAUAGCGGUUGACUACAUUGGUCCGCUUCCACGUAGCAAAAGAGGCAAUCAACACCUCCUAGUUGUCACCGACCUCUUUAGUAAAUGGUGUAUAUUAAUACCUGUGAAGAAAAUCAAUAGCACUACACUAUGUACUCACCUGCGGGACCAGUGGUUCUUCCGGUUCUCAACUCCUGAAUCACUUAUUUCGGAUAACGCGUCUGUCUUCCUGUCCCGAGAGUUCAAAGAUUUUCUCGAACAGUUUGGAGUGCGUCAUUGGUUGAGCUCGAGAUACCACUCUCAAGCCAAUCCGGUGGAGAGAGUUAAUCGAACAAUCAAUGCUGCGAUACGCACCUAUGUUCGAGAAGAUCAGAGACUCUGGGACAGUAGGAUCUCGGAGAUCGAAACUGUGUUAAAUACCACUAGACAUUCCGCGACCGAAUUCACGCCGUACUUUGUUAUUCAUGGCCACGAGGCCUUCGCGAAGGGAUCGGACCAUCAAUGGUUCGGAUCCAAUGACGAAACUAUUCCUGAUCAAAGAAUCGAACAUCAGAAACAAAUAUUUGAUAAAAUUUACGACCUUGUGAAAACUAAUCUCACCAAGGCACACGAGUCAGCUAAGCAUCGCUACAAUCUGCGCCACCGGCGAAGCGCAAAGCCAUUCGAGGUUGGCCAACUUGUCUAUAAAAGAAACACAAAACAGUCCAGUGCCGCGGAAGGGUACAACGCCAAAUAUGGUCCUGUAUACCUGCCGGCACGAAUAAAAAAACGCAUCGGAACCAGCUCAUAUGAACUGGAAGGAACCGAUGGUAAAUCCCUGGGGGCAGGUUGGGCCGCCUUAGUAGCUUGUUCUCCUGUUCCAGAGGAUUCGGAUAUCAUGAUGUAUCCUAGAAUACCGAAUCAUUUCCCAGAAGUGUAUCCGGUCGGUAUCAUGAUCAAACUGAAAUCAUUAUUCCGUAGAGGUCAAGGUCCUUCGGGAUCGAAGCAUUCAUCGCAAUCGGCUAACAACAUCGCGUCGGCCAAUGGCGCCACCAUCAAGGGCGCUUCAUCGGUUUCGAGCCUCGAUUGCGUGGGCGUAGCUGCAGCGCCGAAAUCAAACGGCAAAAAUAAUCGUGCAUUCCACGGGUCCAAGGACAAGCUCGACCAGUACGGUGGUCCGAAUCUGCACCACCACCUACCACAUUCCAAAGGCUCGAAAGAAAAGCUGAACGAUUUUAAAGGUUUCGGCAAAGAAAAGGGCAGUGGCGCUCGAAUCAUUUCCAAAUCGUGUAAUCAAAUGCCUCUCGUGCAACCGCACUCGCCGCUAGAAUCGUUUCAAGGGGCGGCCACUCAACCGCUUCAUCGGAGCGAUUUGGAUCAACGAGACGAUGAUGCCUAUUCGAGUGCUACUGAGGAGAUAGUACUUCCUAAGGACCUGACGGCCAUAAACUUUGAUGGACCUAUGGAGGCGGUAAAACCAAACAGAUCGCAUGAGCUUAAAGCUCGACUAGAACAACUUUGCCAAGAUAAUGCCGCCUUAGAAGAAAAAGUCUUCGAAAUGUCUGUUUAUCAAAAUGAAGUGGAGGCUCUGCGGGAGGAAAUAUCCAAAUUACAGUCGUCACAAGAAAUGGGCAGUAGUGAGAUACAACGGCUGCUGGAAGAAAAUGAAAGUUUACGAAAUCGUUUGAAAACUGUUGUUCACUCGCCACUCUCCGACUCAGAGAAACAACAGAUAAUCAAAGAUUCACAACGAUUACACAGUUCAGCUCCGGCGUCGAUAGCACUUCCUAAUAAUUUGGAUAUGGAAGGCACACCAUGCGUCACCCCAGAUUGGGACAAGCAGUCUUCUAGCAGUGAAAUAGCGGUAGCAUGUCUGCAAGAUAAGAUAACUCAGAUGGAAGAGACCCAUUACUCAACCAACGAAGAACUUCAAGCUACUCUCCAAGAAUUAGCUGAUCUCCAAACUCAAAUCAUUGAGCUUCAGAGCGAUAACGAACGUUUGGCAGAGGAAAAAGAUGUCAUCUUUCAAUCACUCUGCCGACAAACCGAAAAACUCGAAGAUUCUCGUACGCAAAUUGGGACACUGCAGAAAUUGCUUUUGCGUGAGCCCGAUCAACAGGACAGUGUUUCGACUGAGCGUGAACAAAAACUGGUAGAGCUAUUGAAAAGUGCUCAAGAUGAGAGAGAAUCUUUGAUGUUGAAACAGGAGGAAUUAAACUCGGAAAUGAAUGAACUCAAAGUGGCCUUAGAGGAAACAACGAAUAAAAAUAUGAGACUGGUAGAACGAAUCGGAGUAUUGGAUUCGACCAUCGAUGCCAUGAAUGCCGAAAGAACUGAAACUGAUUCGCAGCUUUUACAGUCCAAAGAAGACGGAUCUGUCAAGCAGAUUGAGAUCAGUCGUUUGACGACACUUUUAGAAAAUGCUCGGGCAAAAAUCGAGGAACUGGAGCAAGACCGGGCCUUGGGCGAUAAGUCCGAUUUAGAUGAACUUUUGGAUACAGCAAGAAAAGAGAAGGAUGCUCUUGAAAUUCAAGUGGCUUCGCUCCAAGAACAACUUUCUAUUAGUCAAUGUGAGAUUCAAAAGCUCAAGGAUCAACUUGCACGAAUGAGUGAAGAAUGUAAGGUUGUGCGCAAUAAUGCCAAAUGUGUGAUUUCCGACUUGGAAUACAAACACGAAACAAUAAAACAGGAAAAAGUUAAAAUGGCUGGAGAUUGCCAGCAAUUGCAAGAAAGCGUGAGUGAAUUGCAGGUUCAAAACAAAUGCUUAACCGAGGACAAAGCCCAAUUGGAAGCUCUUUUGUCGGAAACCCAGAGACAUCUGGGAGAAACCGAAAGACUGCUUGCGGAAAAGACUGAUGAAUUAAACCAACAGACUAAUUUAAGAAAGCAAGAGAGCGAAGAAUGGGAACGUUUCCAAUCUGACCUAUUGAUGACUGUACGGGUAGCUAACGAUUUUAAAACGGAGGCUCACAACGCCAGGGAGCAGCUAGCAUUAGAUAACAAGGCGUUGCGAGAACGAAUACGCGUCAUGGAGCAACAAGUAGAGAAACUUAACAAACCAAAUCAUAUAAACUUGGUGGAUAAGCAAAGUCCUCUUUUCAUAAACUAUGACAAAAUUCUUGAUAUAAAAAAAGAUCUAACUGCAUCUAUAGACAGUUUAGAUACGUAUGAUAGAAACGUUGAUGAGUUCUCAAAUCAAGUCAACCUUCUGCGUCAUCAAAUGAAUUCAUUCGCUCUUGGGAAAUCCAUUGACAAAAAUGAUGAUCGAUUAGAUGAUUAUAUUCCCCAACAAGAACAAAAAGGUGAAGGAAUACCCCCACUUCCUGUUUCAAAACCUCCAAAAAUGACUGUUCGCUUCCUAGAUCAGGAAAAUGUGGAUGAAGAUACAAACUCCGGUUUAAGAGAAGCUGAUCGGUGUUCGUACGAAAUAGAAAAAAUAAAUGCUCUGCCCUGGCAGAAAGAACAAACGGUUCGCAAGGUUACACCAGCUUUCAGCGAUAAGUGGAACCAAACCGUGAUAAAUUCUGAAGAAUCUUAUGAUGAAGAUUCUGAUUCGAAAAAUGGAGUAUCACCAGAUCCGAUAUUCCGACCAAUAGUUGUCAGCAGAAGCAAUGAAAAUUUGAGUCUUCAUGGGUUCGAAGUUGUGAAACCUGUGCCUUUGAAAUCAAAAAGCAUUCAAGACUUGCGCACUGUGAGCUUUGAGAAGCAGAAUAGUUUGGACAGCUUGUUUCAAUCUAAAAGCACGGAUGAUUUAAUUCUCCCUGAUAUAGAUGGGAUGAGCCGAACCACAAAUUUGUCAAAAUUUAAAAAAUACCGUUACAAUAGAUCCGGAAGUACAAGUUUAUCAAACAUCUGCUUGAAAGAUGAUCAGGAAUCGAUAUAUGCGAACAUAGAAUUCAAACCCGGUAAAGCUGACAAUUUGAAACAACUUUCGAAUACGAGCAAGAAACCUUUACCAUUACCACGUACCGAUAGCGAGAACAGAGGGUCCACAAAAACAUUGGUGUAUGUUAUUGAUAAAUCCACCAAUGAGUUCGUACUUAGCGAAGAAUGUUCAUCGGAAUCAUUUCAACCAAACCCUUCUGUGAAGCUGCGUGGGAAGAACGAGAAUAGCGUUAACGUCUAUGAUGAUGCAAAAUGGGAAGAGUUGAAGAGAACGUCAUUCGUACUGAACAAACAUGAAAAUGGAAUCAAGAACCGCACGAUGACAAAGGGAUGCAAUGAUUCUAGUAACACUUUAGUCGCAUCCACUGAAUCACACCAAUCGAUUUUCAACACUGUGCAACAAGAGAUGGCUGUCCGGCGGCAGCAAAAGUCCAGCAUUCAGAGACAAGAUUCCCGGCUAUCCGUAAAAAGUCUUAUCGAAAGUAUUGAAAAUUCUGCGAAGCAGGCGAAGGUAACAGCAGACUCGCGAUGCAGUUCCAAUUCCAGCAUCAAUAGCAUUCCACAGGAUACUAUUAUGAACUCAUCAAUUCCAGUAAACAAUGUUCCAAAAACACCAAACGUUCACAGCGGGAACGAAUCCAACAACACGUUGAACCUUACACUGAUAUCGUCGGUCACCGCUAAGAGCCCAUUGCGAGAGCAGCAACAACCAACAACGAAUAGCAACAUUACCAGCAAUAUUAAAAACAAUGUUACAGAUUCAGUUUUGUUGAAAAAAAAUCAAAGCCUCAUCGCAAACAGCAGCUGUAAUAAUGUUGACAGUAGCAAUAAUAACAAUAGUAAUUACAAUAAUAAUAAUAUAAAUUGCAACAAAUCUUCCACCCUGAUAAGUAAUAAUUAUUCCCAUGGAAAACUAUUCAAACAACAAACCGACGAUCAUGUUACUGCUUCGAUAUUAUCCCACAAAGCAAUGGACUACGUUCGACGGAACAGCUACGGCGAUAUAAGUGAUAGGAAAGAUCCAUUAAAUGCUCUCGUGAAAAAUGGAGGCUCGAAACGCAACGCUUUAUUGAAGUGGUGUCAGAACAAAUCAGUUGGUUAUCGGAAUAUUGACAUAACCAAUUUUAGCUCGUCAUGGAACGAUGGUCUCGCUCUUUGUGCAAUUAUGCAUUCUUAUCUACCCGAUCGGAUUCCAUACGACAAACUUAGUCCCAGUGACAAACGGCAAAACUUUAGCCUAGCAUUUGCCGCGGCUGAGAGUGUCGGGAUUGCAACAUCUUUAAGUAUUGAUGAAAUGUGUCAGAUGGAACGACCAGAUUGGCAACAGGUAAUGGGCUAUGUUACAGCCAUUUACAAGCACUUCGAAACGUGAAAAGUAUGUUUGUGUACAUAUAUAUAUAAAUAGGUUAUAUUUUACUCCUACAACAAUUCUAAUAUAACGACUUCCAAUUCGGCAACUAUAUGUUGAUUUUAUCUACGUUACUCAACGGUUAUUUAUUUACGGAGAGAAAAAAAAUUGAGUUGUUGAUUACCUGAUACAAGCACGAUAUACUGUACCAUAACUAAACAUAAACGAGAAAAUU